AUAUACACAGGUGCUGCGCAUCAACGCGUUUGUGUGCAGUUGAUCCAGGCGUGUUGGUCGUGGCUUCGGCGAUACACAUCAGAGAAGAUGAGCAAACCCAGAGUUUUCUUUGAUAUCACUAUUGGUGGUAACAAUGCCGGCAGGAUUGUGAUGGAGCUCGAGGCUGAUGUGGUCCCGAAAACUGCAGAAAAUUUCCGUGCUUUGUGCACUGGAGAGAAGGGGUUUGGCUACAAGGGCUCAGGGUUUCACCGUAUCAUCCCUAAAUUCAUGUGCCAGGGCGGGGACUUCACCAACCACAACGGAACUGGAGGCAAAUCGAUUUACGGAGAGAAGUUUGCUGACGAAAACUUCCAGCUGAAACACAAAGGCUUUGGUACCCUGUCCAUGGCCAAUGCAGGUCCCAACACUAACGGGUCCCAGUUCUUCAUCUGCACAGCUGACACUGAUUGGCUGAACGGGAAGCAUGUGGUCUUCGGCAAAGUCGUGGAGGGCGACGAUGUUGUCAGGGCAAUAGAGAAGCAAGGCACAAGCAAUGGCCCCCCCAAAGCCAAGGUUCUCAUCGCUAACUGUGGUCAGCUUUAAAUAAAGUCAUCCUCACAUAGCAUUAAUAGCUCCUGAAACACCCCUUAACUGUCUUGUCAGAGCUUACCUUUACAUCAUGAUUCUUGUUAAUCCUUAGUUUGCCUAUGUCUAAAAUAUCAAUCAGUACCAUAUCCCAGUGAGCCCCCACUCCCCUGUUGAUACUGAAUGUCUUUGUACCUUCUGGAACCGUCCGUUCAGGACCACAUUUGUUAACAAAAUCUGAAUAAAAUGGCAAUAUAAAUAAAACAA
This is a messenger RNA of Myripristis murdjan (pinecone soldierfish), 831 nucleotides long. RefSeq names its product peptidylprolyl isomerase Ab (cyclophilin A) (gene ppiab). NCBI's taxonomy places the organism in Eukaryota, Metazoa, Chordata, Actinopteri, Holocentriformes, Holocentridae. Gene Ontology annotation, molecular function: cyclosporin A binding; peptidyl-prolyl cis-trans isomerase activity. The transcript has 5 exons. Gene Ontology annotation, biological process: protein peptidyl-prolyl isomerization; protein folding. The record is from RefSeq and is a predicted model, not a curated record. Gene Ontology annotation, cellular component: cytoplasm. The coding region runs from base 88 to 582 and encodes 164 amino acids.